UAAAUGAUCCUUAGCAUGAUGCAUUCGCAAGUAUUCGCACAAGAGCAAAGAAUCGAAUGUUUUCUAUGAUAUUAAAAUAAAAUUUUAUAAAGCAUAGUCUUUUUAAUACACAUAAAAGGUUUGGUAAAAAGAAGCUCUUAUUCUACCAUUGAGAACUAUUGAUGCUUAACGAUGUCUAAGUCUACGGAAAAUCAGGAUAUAAAUGAAGCCUUUGACAAUUUGUUACUUGGGGAGGAAAUAGCUGAGAGAUCAGGCUACGAAGAAGGUUUUAAACUUGGUCAGGCUCAACCUCACGAAGGAUAUCAUCUUGGUUAUCAUAGAGCAAGUUUACUCGCAGCACAGCUUGGAUUCUAUAGUGGAGUUUUGGAGUACUAUUUGAAAACGGAGUCUCUGAGUGAAAAAGCUACUAAGCUUGCAGAGAAACUCAGAAAAGAUAUUGAGAGCUUUCCGAUAAUCAAUGAUGACAGUGUAGACAUUUUAAAAACAUUAGACGACAUAAAAUUUGGAUAUACCAAAUUUUGCUCAUUGGCCAAAAUUAAUCCCUUGUAUCCUGAAGCUGAUCAGCUUGAUUUUUAAAAGAUUAUAUAUUAAAAAACAGUCUACAAUUAUGACUACAUACGAAGAGCACUUUUCAAAAGCCCUCAAUUUUAUUCAGACAUAUAAAUCAUUAGUUGAUUGUCACUUAGUUGACUUCAUAACACAGAAUUUGUGGGAAUCAUGCUUACCAGACUCACUGAGGCUUGAACUUGAAAUUCAUGGUCCUGAUAAUAAAUUUGGUACUAAAAUUGAUACUAAAGGAGAUUCCAAAUUAAAUGAAUUUUUUAAAUCCACAAAACUCCUUUCUCUGGAUGGUUGUCCUUUCAUUUAUGAGCUUAAAGACCUAUCAAGAUUUUUGUCCAGUAAUGCAUAUAACAGACAGGCAGAGAAUCAAUUAAAACAGACAAAGCUUAAUUUCAUGAAGAAUAAAAAAUGCCAUGAAGUUGAUGUAAUGGCCAAACUAGUGUCAAAGCUUUCACAUUCAGAUUCUGACAUUGUAAUCGAUGCAGGAGCUGGAAAAGGAUAUUUGUCGAUGCAUUUAUCAGAGAAUUUUGGAAUUCAAGUUCUUGCAAUAGACUCCUCGAGUGUAAAUCACAAAGGUGCAAUUCGCAGACAGGAAAUAAUUAAAAAGAAAACACAACGAAAUAUCUCGGUGCACUAUACUGUGGAACAUAUAAACGAUAAAACUAAUUUUGAAAGCUUAGUAAAAAUGCAUUAUCCUAGCUAUGAUCCACCAGGAAAUCUUAUUCUAACAGGACUGCAUACUUGCGGUUCCUUGGCGCAUUCCACCAUUAAAGCUUUUUUGGCAUCUGAUUCCAUAAAGAAACUUUGCAUAGUUUCUUGCUGCUAUCAUUUGACCAAAGAAUCUCUAACAGAGGAAUGCAACUUUACAAAAAAUGCCAGAAUGCUGGCACAACAGUCAGUUGAAAGACUUUCAAAAAAGGAUAAGCCAUUGUCAUCGUCGCUCUUCUACAGAGCAAUCCUGCAAGUGCUUCUAGAAUCUAUGGGACUUCGAGAUGUAAAAAUAGGGAGAGGUGCGCCGGCUGAUAAUUUUGAACAAUAUGCGAGAUGGGUUAUAGAGACUUGUGAAAAACGAGAGAUAAAGAUACCAUCUGUUGAGGCCCUCCGAGAAAUCUACGAAGAACAUGCAAAUUUGGAAUGGAAGAUUGAAGUCUUUCAAAUGCUCAGAGUACAUCUUGGCUCUGUCGUGGAAGCUGCACUUCUGCUGGACAGAAUAAUGUACCUCGAGAGAAGUAAAAGAUGUUCGAAAGUCGGCUUGUUUCGAUUAUUCGAUCCAGUGCUCUCUCCGAGAUGUUACGCAAUUAUUGCAAUAAAAUAGCACUUCGUUUAUAUAA
Cephus cinctus (wheat stem sawfly) is the source of this 1892-nucleotide messenger RNA. Its product is annotated as methyltransferase-like protein 25. Lineage: Eukaryota; Metazoa; Arthropoda; Insecta; Hymenoptera; Cephidae. The record is from RefSeq and is a predicted model, not a curated record. The transcript is spliced from 5 exons. Bases 608 to 1876 code for a protein of 422 amino acids.